Molecule: messenger RNA, 938 nt
Organism: Benincasa hispida (wax gourd)
Lineage: Eukaryota; Viridiplantae; Streptophyta; Magnoliopsida; Cucurbitales; Cucurbitaceae
Product: FCS-Like Zinc finger 1-like
Source: RefSeq, a predicted model, not a curated record
UUCCCUUUCCCAUUUCUUCUUUAAAACCUUUCAUCUUCUCCAUUUUUCUCUCCCAGCUCAACAAACUCUCUCCCCCAUGGAUUCCUCAAAUCCCACCGCAACAAAACCCUGCUUCCUCCACGACGCCGACGACGACGACUCCGCCGCCGGCAUGGAACCCGAAAUCUCCUCUCACCCUUUCUUCUCCAGAAGCUUCCGUUCUCUCUCCCUCUCCGCCGCUUCUAGAUCUUCCCGUUUCGAAGAUCCUCCCCCUCAUUUCUUAGAUUCCUGUUUCCUUUGCCGGAAACCCCUCGGGAAUAACAUCGAUAUCUUCAUGUACAGAGGAGAUACGCCGUUCUGUAGUGAAGAAUGUAGACAAGAACAAAUAGAAAUUGAUGAAAUGAAAGAGAAGAAAUGGAGAAGAUCAUCAGCUGCUGCUAUGAAAACACUGAGGAAAAAAGAUCAACAAAGAAGAAGAUCUACUUCUCCUAAUAAAUCAUCUCCUCCGUCGGAUUACCCUUUCUGUGCCGGCACCGUCGCCGCCGCUUAGGUUUUACAUAAAAAAAUAAAACUCAUUAAGUACAACAAAAACAUGGAAGAAGAAGAAGAGAUGGGGGUUUCUUGUUUCUGUUUUUGGGUUGUGAUUUUAAGAUCUUGACUGAGAUUAAAUGGGGAUCUGCAAAAGAGGAAGAGAUUGAAAGAUUGAGAGAUCUGAUCUGGUUUUUACUUCCUGUUUUUGGGAUUUUUGGUUUUUGGGGUUUGGAAAUGAGAUCACUCUCUGCAUAUACAUAUGGAGUUAGGGAAGAGGGUGAUUAAUUCUGUAUGUAAACUAUGGGUUUUUAUCUUCUUCUUCUUCUUCUUCUUCUUCUUCUUGAGACUGUUUUUUUUUUUUGCCCUAAUCUAUUGGGCUUUCAUUUUGAGAUAUUAGAUAAAUAAUAUUCAGAUUUUACUGUCUUCUA